Drosophila gunungcola (fruit fly) is the source of this 808-nucleotide messenger RNA. Its product is annotated as dynein light chain Tctex-type protein 2B. The record is from RefSeq and is a predicted model, not a curated record. The coding region runs from base 199 to 714 and encodes 171 amino acids. Gene Ontology annotation, molecular function: dynein intermediate chain binding. Lineage: Eukaryota; Metazoa; Arthropoda; Insecta; Diptera; Drosophilidae. Gene Ontology annotation, cellular component: cytoplasmic dynein complex; cytoplasm. The transcript is spliced from 3 exons. Gene Ontology annotation, biological process: microtubule-based movement.
CGCCUUUCACCUUUCGCCUUUCUCCUGCUCCAGUCGCCGUUGACUUUGCGCUUUUAUGCUUCGGAGCUCCCGGAGCCGGAGACUUCAGCCAGUUUCAUUUGUGAGUUUCAUUCGUGCAGUUUCGCCGAAAAUAUUAAUCCCCAUCAGCCAAAGAACUACACUCAGGUGAAGUGAAGCAUAAGUUCAGGCGCCGCUGCCAUGAACGCUCGCAUGCAAGCGAUAACCGCAUCGGUGCGCACCACCAACCGCAUGAAUGCCCUGCUCUCGGAGUCGAUGUUGAGCAGGCGGCGGGCCGCCCAAAAUCCGGAGGGCGAGCCGACCGCCGGCGAGGGCGGGGAGCCGAUCAAGGAGAAGCCCAAGAACGACUGGAAGUUCUUUCACACCAACUUCAAUAUGGAACGUGCCCUGAAGAUCAUCGAAGAUUGCAUCGAGGAGCGGCUGCUGUGGGAUCGCUUCAGCCGCAAUUACGACUCUUGGCGGGCUCUACAGCUGGUCGAAGGUCUGGCGGCCGAGAUACGCGACCGGGUCAAGAAGCUGAACCACAGGCGCCACCGCAUCGUCUGCCUGCUGUCGAUCGUGGAGAAGCAGAACCAGGGCGUCCACCAGCGCAUGUGCCACCUGAUGGACGAGAAGCGAGACAACUUCACCCAGUUGGUCUUCGAGCGGCCCACGUACUUCAUGAUCGUGGUGCUUUAUCUGGUCUACAAGGAUUAGGUGCGAAAUGGUUGGUAGCCGCACCUUCUGGUGCUUGUUAAUUACUGUGUUAGGAUUAGUUAAGUGUUGACGCAUUAGGUUAUGGAAAAAUAAA